CAGAAAUGAAUGGAAUGACCAAACUUCUAAAACAUUGAAGCUGAAUACCAAGCCUCCCCGUCCCACUCCCCAGCAAGCAGCACAGACCUCACCCGCUUAAGACCCCAACUCUGGGAACCCUCCCUGCCAGAGGCUUCCUGAGGCCUGUGUAACUGAACAUGUUUGGAUUUGCCUUGCCAUCAGCAGGUGAGGCUGUUGUCAGCUAAUAAAUAGCUCAUUACUCAAUGGAUUAAGGUAGAAAGUGGACCUUCAGCGUUCAAAAGAUGGUACCAGGCCAACAAAUGACACGCCCAGAUGGAAGGCCCCAGGGAGGAGAGCUUCUCUAAAAUGUUGCCAUCUGGAUCAACUGGAGGGUGAGGCUGAUGAGUCAAAGGGCAGAGGAGUGUGGAGGAAAGGAACACCGGAUGUGGUGUCAGGAGGUCUCGACGGAAGUGCCUGCCCCACCACGUGCUGGAUGGCCUUGACAGUGAUGCAGCCUCUCUGAACUUCGGUAUCCUCGUCGUCUCUAAAAUGUAGAUUGUCAUCCCGGCCGCUGGGGCAUUGAGAGAAUUGAUAUAUGGCUGGAACGAGAUAAGGUACCAGCUGCCACGAAGGCUGAGUUCCUCCUUGACCUUGAGAAGGGCCUCAUGGGCCAGGGGAGGAGUCAGACAUAUCAACAAAUCAACCAACUGACCGAUGUUAACAUCGCCAGAAAUGGGACAAAGUGACAUCAUACAGCUCCUGAUAUGAUACCCUGAGAUGAACCCAGCAUCACCUCUGGCUACCCUGGCCAAGUCUGCACAGCAUGAACCCAAGUGUGCCGGUCCAACAAAAGCCCCUGGGUCUGUUUGACUUGUUCAAGUGUCCACUGUGGAAGGAUUUGGGGAACCUGAAAAUACUUUGUACAGAUAACAUUUUUUUUAAAAAAGAAGAAAAGUAGAAGCACUUAAAUUCUGCACUUGAAGAGACAGAUUCCUCUCCUAGAUUUUGAGAGGUAUGUGAAUGGCCAUGCAAAAAAACAUUAUGAAGAUGCACAAAUACCCUUAACCAACCAUAAGAAAUCAGAAAAGCAAGAAAAAGCUCAGCACACAGUAUGUAUGGAUUGCAGUAGCUACAGUACAUACUGUUAUCGCUGUGAUGAUUUUGUGAUUAAUGACACCAAGCUGGGACUGGUACAGAAAGUCAGAGAACACUUACAGAACUUGGAAAACUCAGCUUUCACAGCUGACAGGCAUAGGAAAAGAAAACUUUUGGAAAACUCAUCACUGAACAGCAAGUUACUAAAAGUAAAUGGAAGCACCACUGCCAUUUGUGCCACAGGCCUUCGGAAUUUGGGGAACACGUGUUUCAUGAACGCCAUCCUUCAGUCACUCAGUAACAUUGAGCAGUUUUGCUGUUAUUUCAAAGAGCUGCCUGCUGUGGAGUUAAGGAAUGGGAAGACAGCGGGAAGGCGAACGUACCAUACCAGGAGCCAGGGGGACAACAACGUGUCUUUGGUGGAAGAGUUUAGAAAGACACUCUGUGCAUUAUGGCAAGGUAGCCAGACUGCAUUUAGCCCAGAGUCCCUAUUUUAUGUUGUUUGGAAGAUUAUGCCGAAUUUUAGGGGCUAUCAGCAGCAGGACGCUCAUGAGUUCAUGCGCUACCUGUUAGACCACCUGCACUUGGAACUCCAGGGCGGUUUCAACGGUAUUUCCCGCUCAUCAAUUCUGCAAGAGAAUUCUACUCUGUCUGCAAGUAACAAAUGUUGCAUAAAUGGAGCAUCCACAGUUGUCACGGCUAUAUUCGGAGGCAUUCUCCAAAAUGAGGUUAACUGCCUCAUAUGUGGGACAGAAUCUAGAAAGUUUGAUCCAUUCCUAGACCUUUCAUUAGAUAUUCCAAGUCAGUUCAGAAAUAAACGCUCUAAGAAUCAAGAAAAUGGACCAGUUUGUUCAUUACGAGAUUGUCUUCGCAGUUUUACCGACUUAGAAGAACUUGAUGAGACAGAGUUAUAUAUGUGCCACAAGUGCAAGAAGAAACAAAAGUCCACUAAAAAGUUUUGGAUUCAGAAACUACCCAAGGUGCUAUGCUUACAUUUGAAAAGAUUUCAUUGGACAGCAUAUUUAAGAAACAAAGUUGAUACAUAUGUAGAAUUUCCCCUGAGAGGCCUAGACAUGAAAUGCUACUUACUAGAGCCUGAGAACAGUGGCCCGGAGAACUGCCUCUAUGACCUUGCUGCUGUGGUGGUGCACCAUGGUUCCGGGGUCGGUUCUGGACAUUACACAGCAUAUGCAACUCACGAAGGUCGCUGGUUCCAUUUCAAUGACAGUACUGUAACACUGACUGAUGAAGACACCGUUGUGAAGGCCAAGGCCUACAUCCUUUUUUAUGUGGAACGCCAGGCCAAAGCUGGGUCGGAUAAACUUUAAUACCUCCUCCAAAUCAUUAUUCGUCAACUAUACCGGACAAACAUUUCCAAUUUUCCAUAAAUACUUGAUCCAAGAUUUAAUUUCAUUAUGCACUUUUCAGUUUCCUAUUUUGGGUUUAGUUUUAUUUUGUCAAUGGUAGUGACUUAUUGAACAUGGGCACCAACUAAUUUUUUUUUUUAGUUCUACCAGAAAACCUCAGCAGAUAUUUUGAUUUGCUGCUUUAGUUGUAAUAAUUCAGUUUUUAUAUGUAGUUUCAAGAACUUAGUUCUAUUUGACUUUUUUAUAUUAAUGUUCAAUUCUCACUUUGAGGCACAUUUACAUCAAUGCAUUGUUACUCUCACAUGCUGAAAGGAAGAUACGUUCCUGAUUGUGAAGAGCAACGUAACCACCUGCUGCCUUCUCACAGCUGUAACGGAGAUCAGGUUGGCUCAAAAUCAGGGAUCAUGUGUGCACGUAAUUUGUGGCCCACAAGAUUUCAGUGACUGCUCAGUAAUCAUUCUCUUUGCUUGUAAAAGAUAACUGAAAGGGCAUCAUUAAGUAGACCAGGUAAUUGCUGCUCUUCGUAUCUCUCAGAGCUGCACUAACUAAAUUUGUUGGUUCAGUUGUAACUAUGUUGCAAAUUCAAGAAUUACCUUUUUUUUUUUUUUGAUUUUGGGGUAUUUUCAUGGAGAUAGGAGUACUGAAAACUCCCAGGAAGGCCAAAUACACUUAAGUGUUUAAAAAA
Molecule: messenger RNA, 3108 nt
Organism: Aethalodelphis obliquidens (Pacific white-sided dolphin)
Lineage: Eukaryota; Metazoa; Chordata; Mammalia; Artiodactyla; Delphinidae
Gene: USP3
Product: ubiquitin specific peptidase 3
Exons: 17
Coding region: 1077-2384 (435 amino acids)
Biological process (GO): protein deubiquitination
Cellular component (GO): nucleus
Molecular function (GO): cysteine-type deubiquitinase activity; zinc ion binding
Source: RefSeq, a predicted model, not a curated record